This is a messenger RNA of Paramecium sonneborni, 711 nucleotides long. The record is from the annotation of a GenBank genome assembly. Lineage: Eukaryota; Ciliophora; Oligohymenophorea; Peniculida; Parameciidae.
AUGAAUUAAAACCUGAAGGAUCAAUAGCAUCUAACCAUCUCCAAAAUAAUAUUUGGUAAUUCACAAUUUAGACAUUUUUUGUAUUUUAAUCACAGGUAAGAUAUUCAUAUAUUGAAUAUAAAAUAUUUAGGUUUAGAGGGAGAAAUUCAAUUAUUUAGCAAUAAGAUCAAACGAUAAAUGGCACUUAUAAAAUUUUAUGAUUAAUCUGAUAUGGAAAAAGGACUAACUUAAUAUAAACAACAGAAGGUUUACAUAGUAAUAUUAAUUUAUUACAUAUUGGACUUGAAUAUUUAGAUAAAAGUCUUUAAGAUGAUAUUUUAAAUCGAAGAGUUUAUGAUAGAAUGUAUUAAAUAAUAAUAUAUUUAAUCUAGUUAUAAUGAAGGAGAACUUUGGUAUUUAACAUAAACAAUACUUUCUGGUUUGAAAAAUCUUUAAAGUAAUAAUUUUCUAUAUUAAGAUUUACAUCCAAAGAAUAUUAGAACUAAGUUAAAUGGUGCAGUUAAACUAUUAGAAUUAUUUUGCUUAGCUAAUCAAUAAAAUGCAUAUUAAAAAGUCUUUACAUUAAGAGAAGUUAAAUAUCUAUCUCCUGAACGAUUAUAUGUAUUAGAAAAUAAAAGUUAAAAUGUAAUUAUAAUUAUCUAAAUUUUAAGGAUAGAGAAGAAUAUUCUAUUGAAAAAUAAAAUGCAUUUAUUAUAUGUGUUGUCUUCUUGA